UCGACCGGCGCUCGUAGCGGCAGGUAGACCCAUCUGCUCCUCUCGAGAAUGUGAACGAACUCCCUUCGUCCCUCCACCCCCUGGCGCCCUGGAGGAAAACAAAGUUAUUGAAGACACGCGUGAAAUUGUUUGUAGAGAAGACUAUCAUGUGAUUGCGCGCGUGUAUACGAGAAGCUUAAAUAAAAAAAAGCGUCGAUACAAAAAACCAGUAGAAGUGAUAUUUAAUGAAAAAUUCUUCUGUUUUUCUAUUUGUUGUUGAGCAAGUUUGGUGCAAAACACUUCGUGAUCUUGAGCCUUAUGUAGGCCUUGAUAAUGAAAUGAGUGAUAACGAGUUAUCCGUCAGUAGCAGAAACUUUCGAAAGAUGCGAGAUACAAUAACUUCGACACACGAGAAGGAAAUCUAGACGUAAUUUGCUUCAGUGACCCUCUCUUUGGGGAUUGAUUUCGAACUUGGAUCAAACAGAGAUUAAGUUACCCUUACUCUGAGUUAUUUGUGAGAUAUAUCCGAUAUAUAUCUUAUGGGCAAGAAAAAAGGAAAACAGAGGCAAACUUAAGAACUUUUCCUACGAAGGAACAAAAAAUAUAGGAGCCAACGGCACAUAAAAUCAAUGAAAAUUUCAUUUAUCCACUUCGCAUGAGACCAACUGGCCGUCAGCGAAAGAAACGAAAAAAGUUGGUGUCCCAGUUUUGUCGCCAACUAUCGGGAAAGAAGAAGCAUCUGAGGAUGUCAAAGAACAGAAAACUUUUUCUGCGUGUCGAAUAAUUUGAGGAUUGCAAUAUGGCCCCGACAGUAACGUCGAUCCUCUUAAACAACACCUACAUAGAAGUCAGCUACAACGGUAGUCUGGCAUUAUCGGAGCAAAUCAACAAAUCAGCUUGGAUUAACGACACGUACGACUUCGGCGUGUCGUUAGGUCCGUAUCGGGACUCCUUAUACGUGGUGAUACCGGUGACCAUAAUCUACGCGUCCAUCUUUCUCACGGGCAUCGUCGGCAACAUCAGCACGUGCAUCGUGAUCGCGCGCAACAAGUCCAUGCACACCGCAACAAAUUAUUAUCUUUUCAGUUUAGCCGUGUCCGACCUGUUGCUACUGGUUUCGGGCCUACCGGCCGAGAUGUACACGGUCUGGUGGAAAUAUCCGUACAUCUUCGGCGAAGACUUCUGCGUCCUGCGUGGCCUUGCCUCGGAGACGUCGGUGAACGCGUCGGUGCUCACCAUUGCCGCCUUCACCGUCGAGAGAUACGUCGCGAUCUGUCAUCCGUUCCUCUCGCAGACUCUGUCCAAUCUCUCUCGCGUAAUCAAGCUAAUCCUCGUGAUAUGGCUGCUGGCCCUGGCGUGCGCGUUGCCGCUGGCCUUGCAAGUCGGACUGGUCCAGUACGGCGAUCACCCCGAAAUGAUCGUGUGCACAAUCAAGAGGAUCAUCGUUAAUCAUUCGUUCGAACUGUCCACGUUCCUGUUCUUCGUAUUGCCGAUGUGCCUCAUCACGUUUCUCUACAUGCUCAUCGGCAUCAAGCUCAGGAAGUCGAACAUGACUGUCCCGGGUAGAUCUGAGUCGAGAAACUGCAGACACUAUCCUGGAAGAUCGUCCAGGAGGGUGUUGAAGAUGCUAGUCGCAGUAGUGAUAGCAUUCUUCAUUUGUUGGGCUCCGUUUCACGUACAACGAUUAAUUGCCAUAUACGGAACUAAUACGGAGAAUCAUAUCACAUCGAACGGCCCGUGGAUGGAGUUCCUCUACCUCUUAAUGACCUACGUAUCAGGUGUUCUUUACUACGUAUCCACAACAAUCAAUCCGAUCCUCUACAACAUUAUGUCGAACAAAUUCCGCAUAGCGUUUACGGAAACGUUAUCAAAAAGCUGGAGACAUCGUGGAUUGCCGGCGCGUCACGAGCAACGCUCAUAUUCCAGUCUGUCGAGAUCUCAACCAAGGACCAUUGGUGCUUAUGGUUCCAGAAUAGCAGGGACCGGUAAAGAAUCCGGUAUGAUGGUGCAUAGCAUGGAAGGUUCAGGAAAUUCGAUAGAAGACAGUCAAAGACGGUUGAGCAAUCCAGAAAAUUUGCCAGAGCUCAUCAGAACAAACUCAAUACGGGAGGAAUAUAUUAAAGAAGAAACGAGGAACAACAACAGUCUGCGAUCGCCGUGCAACGAGCAUCACAAGUCGCAAGAAGGCAAACGUGGCAAGGAUCGAUCGAUCCGCAGGAAUCAGACCGCCUCGUGGAAAAGAACGACGUACAAGAGUGUGAAUAUGGAAAAUUCUGAGAAGAAAUGGUGGAGGCUUUUAAAGUGGCUGCCUGGCUUUAAAAUUUUAAAGUUUCCCCGCGGAUCAACCGUGCCCGAAGAUCGCAUGUUCGACGAAUCUGGAAAUCCUCGCGAGGAAUUAUCAAUGACUCUGUGGAAUAUUCGGGACAGCAACGAACAGCGACCUGUUUGAAAAGCGAAUAUGUUUUUGCAAGAUUCGAAAUCUUUGAGAAGACUGACAUUUUUGCCGAUCUGCAUUUUCCGUGAAUAAUGCAACGUCACUAAGGAUCAUUACUCGAUGGAGACUUUAUGUGACGACGUACGAUCAAAAUGAUGACUCGAAAAUUCUUCGAAGAAGUGAUUUUAAAAACUUCUUUACUACUGAAGAAGAGGCUGAAAUAAGAAUGCAAUGUUUGUAGCUCCUAUUCUCGUGAUUAAUUCAAAAAAGUUCCAUUAAGCAUCCAACAAGCAUAGAGGAUAAGAAAAUUUCUAGAAGAAAAACCAUAAAGUUUGACGCGGUGAUAUAACAUUCGUAUUUACCAAGCAAGUUCUAUCUCUGGAUGCUGGCGUCCGACGUUCUGCACACAUCUUUAAGUCUACAAAUAAAUUCAGAGCAUCAAACAGAUAAACAUGUCGAGAAUAUUGCGGUCUUAUAUAGUACUAAUAUAAUAAAUCAAAUAGCAUUCUGCGAUCCUCAUAAAUCUUUCCGGAAUGCACUCUCGUCAAGUACGCACUCUUUGAUCACCAAAGAUUUUCUUCUAUAUAUUACUUUAAUCUAUUAGAACAUGAAUGAUGUAUAUGUACAUAAAAAUAUUUUGAUAU
Nylanderia fulva is the source of this 3057-nucleotide messenger RNA. RefSeq names its product Pyrokinin 1 receptor. Gene Ontology annotation, molecular function: neuromedin U receptor activity. Gene Ontology annotation, cellular component: plasma membrane. Lineage: Eukaryota; Metazoa; Arthropoda; Insecta; Hymenoptera; Formicidae. The record is from RefSeq and is a predicted model, not a curated record. Gene Ontology annotation, biological process: neuropeptide signaling pathway.